GCGAAAGGUCGCGGCGAUGAGCACGGACGACGACGGCGACGUGGACUUUGACGCUGCGUUCGACGACCUCUUCUUCUCGGAGCCAGCGCCGAAGGCGGUCGUCAAGACACCGGAGCGGAGCAUCUUGGCCUCGAACGACGAAUGGCGGGUGCCUCCAGUUGCAGCAGCACCGGUCGCCGCACCAACACUGGUGGCAGACGCUGGCAACCCGUUCGCGUCGCUACCGCCCGCCAAGCCGCCGAUGCCUCCGGCGAUAGCGGAACCGACGUUGGCGCCGCCACCGCCAGUGCAACCUACAGCUACUGCCGCGCGCUACACGACGCUGCCAAGCGUCCGCGACCUGCCGCCCGGCGACGCCGUCACGACCGUCAGUGUCACUGACGACGGCGAGCACGAGUGGGACCAUCUCGUGUCACAGAAGGGCGUGCUAGCGACGGUCCACGAGGUCGACGAGACCAAGCCCCGAUACGUCCGGAAGAGCCUCUCGUCCGUGCCGGAGCAGCACAAGAGCCUCGGUGAGUCGCAACGCCAAGCGCUUUGGCACACGCUGCAUGCCAACGGCAGCGUCGCGGCGAUGAGCAUCGCGCCGGUGAAGCGCGUGUCGCUGCCGACGGCCCACAUCGUCCACGAACCGCGCAAGGGCGAGACUCUCCUGCACACGAUCGACCUCAAGCUCGCGUCCUUUGCGUCCUACUUGGGGGAGACCAAGACGCUCAAGGCCGAGCUCGAAGCCGCGCACUUGGCCAACGCCGCGUAUGCAACCAAAGUGGCCCAUCUUGAAGAGUCGGUCGCCGCACACGCGGCCAACGAGACGCAGCUGCGCGCGUACAUUCAGGCGCUCGAAAGUAGCGUCGGAGCAAUCCAGGACUCGGCGGCGGCGAUGGAGGCGAGCCAAUCGCAGCUGCUGCAGGCCCAAGCGCACUGGACCAAGCAGCGGCGCCAACUACAAACGCGGGCGCUUCGCCGCAUCUUGGACCAUGCUACGACCUCGGUGCUCCGACGGGCGUUUGCGCAUUUGGUGACGGCGGUACGUCGGCGGCAAGCGCGCAUGGGACUCGCAACCAACAAGAUGGCCAUGAUCCUCUUGGCCCACGCAGAGAAGCGGCACAGCAUGGACCGAGGCCUGCACUGUCUACGCAGUUCGGGACAGCUCCAGGCCGGCGAGCACCGCGCGGCCAUGGCGACGACAAUGGUCAAGGAGUACCGACGCCACGCCCGUGAGACGUCGCUGCAGUGCAUGCUUCUCCUUAUGGAAGCGCACUCCACAAAGUGGCGGAUGCAGACCCUGGAUAUGUCGUUUCGGCGGUGGCGGGCGGAAAGCCACCACGUUACGGUCCGGAACCGCCAUCGCCGCCACGCAUUGCGCCGACUCGAUCGGUGGAUGCAACUGCGCGGCCUCGACUCGACCCGGCGGGCGCUGACCACGUGGCGGGGCGCGACGCAGGGCGAUGUGCUGCAGUCGGCCAUCGCGACAGCGUCGGCUCAAGUGCAAGAGCUCCACGAAGCGAAGGAGUGCGUCUUUGCGCUCUCUCGGCAAAAGGCCAAGAUCGAAGAGUCGACGCGGCAGCUUGAGCACCGCUCAGCAAAGCAUGGGUUUGUGGCGUACGUUAUGCGUCAGAUCGAUCGGGCGACCGGCAUUCGCCGCUGGUUGCUCCAGUGGCGGGCAGCAGCUACGCUGUCAAAAGCCACCAAGUGGCUCGACGCCCGGGUCACCACGCUCGAGGCCGCCCUUGACGACCAGACCAAGUUUGCCAAGUCCCUCGACCAGUACAACAAGGUGCUACUGGCGGACGUCGAGCGGUACCAGUUCGUCACGCAUGACACACGUAUCGCAGUCGAGGCACUCUCCAAGAAGCUCCUUCGGGAAGAGGCGCGCGUGGCGGAAAUCGAAGCUGCAAAUGCGUCGCUCGCGACGCAUCUCACGGCACUGUGCACCGUCGACGCGGCGUGGGCGCUUCCGCACAGCCUCGUACAGCUCGGUAAGGACCUCGUCGUCGAUCGGCUCACGCAGCUCUUCGGCAUUCAUGCCGACGCACCCACGAACGACGGCUGGACGCCGCGGAUGUCACUCGGCAGCUGCUACGAGCUCGUGCAGUCGACGCUCGCACCGGCGGGCGCCGUCACCGACACCCUCGACGUCCUCGCGCCACUCGGAAGCUACUUUUCGGCGGCCCCGCUGACGCUGCCAGCGUUUGUCAAUGGUCUCCACGACUAUUUAGAGGCGAUGCGAAACGAGGCGGCCGACCCGGCACUGCAAGCCCACCUUGACGGCUUUUGGCGGCACUUGCUGGCACCGGAUGAGAAUCCCGAGCCGUCGUGGGCGCGGCAGAACAAGCUCAGCGAUGACAUUUUACAAAACCAAGAAAAGCUCCUCGCCGUCCUCGAACACGAGACCGCCGUCGUCGAGCGCGCAGUCCUCGAGAAAGCCAGUCUCAAGCACGCGUACCCCAGCGAGGCCGUGCCCCAAAUCGACCUCCCGCCGACCGACCCGAGCAUCGCCUGGUACGAUUUGCCGCAGGUGGGCGACCUCAUCUUGGCCUACGAGCGCCCGCUGGUGGCCCUCUUCGUCAAGUAUGCAACGCAUCACCUAAACUCGCCUACGCCGGCGCCAGCGCCGCACUGGAGGCCCCUCGAACGACAACUGCAGGCGACGUUGGCCGCGACGCAGCCGCACGCUGUUGCGAUGCACCUUCAAGGCGCGCUCCAGUGUUUUCAAGACCUCAAGCUCGUACCGAGUGCGUUUACGUCGGAAGUUGUCGCCGAGGCGUUUGGGGUCGUGACGCAGCACAACGAAAAGGUGCUGACGCUCCCCGGGUUCAUCCAGGUGUUUGGCGCGUGCGUCUUGCACUCGUACGCGGUGUGCCAAACACCCAUGUCGGUGCGCGAGAAGCUGCAAAAAGCGUGGUACGACGUCGACUGGGGCCGAUUCCAGGUCGGCGGCCGGCGCCAAAAGCCCAUUUACGUCGGCACCGACGUCGAGACGGUCCUCUGGCCGCUCUUUGAUUACUUUGCGACCGGUGGCGACGCUGGCGACGACGGUCGCAUCAGCCUCACGGUCGCCAAGUUUUGCCGCUUCCUCACCGAGAUUGCGGGUCUCGACAAGGAGUCGUGCCGCACCGACGGCGAGCUCAUGUUUCGCAAGGCGGUCCGCGGCAGCACCGCCGCGUCCCGCAUGGUCUUUGACGAGUUCUACCUCGGGAUCUACUACAUGCACCAGCUCAAGGACACGACGCGCCGGUACGAGUCGGCCGGUGACGCGCUGCAGGAGUGGAUGGCCCAGCUCUAA
This is a messenger RNA of Saprolegnia parasitica CBS 223.65, 3286 nucleotides long. RefSeq lists its product as hypothetical. Lineage: Eukaryota; Oomycota; Saprolegniomycetes; Saprolegniales; Saprolegniaceae. The record is from RefSeq and is a predicted model, not a curated record. The transcript is spliced from 3 exons. Bases 17 to 3286 code for a protein of 1089 amino acids.